Messenger RNA from Impatiens glandulifera, 1018 nucleotides. RefSeq names its product transcription factor bHLH78-like. The coding region runs from base 227 to 1003 and encodes 258 amino acids. The record is from RefSeq and is a predicted model, not a curated record. NCBI's taxonomy places the organism in Eukaryota, Viridiplantae, Streptophyta, Magnoliopsida, Ericales, Balsaminaceae. The transcript has a single exon.
UUCCUCAACUUCUCUCUCUUGUUGCAGACUUGAGCAUUUCUCUCUCUACUUCUUUCUCUUCAUCAAUUUUGCUAUAAUUGCAAGUUUAGCUUCACAUUCCAUCUUUCUUCUUUAGAUUCAUCAAUACCAUUCUUUCAUUACCUUCCCAAUUCUUAAAUUCAUAACAAGUCACCAUCUUUCUACCAUAAUUCUGAUAAAACCCACUGAAUUCUCUUACUAAUUGAUAAUGUCUGAACAGGGCAACAUGCCAAACACUUGGAAUUCAGCAAAUUAUGGGUUUGAAAUCAAAUCCAAUGAGCUUAAUUGUAGCUCACCACAAAUACCCAGUUAUUUUUUCAACCCUACUUGGGAUAAUUCAAUGGAUCACAACGAUCCUUUUGAAUCUGCUCUCAGUUCGAUGGUUUCUUCUCCGACCAUCGGAAUACCCACCUGUGGAAACGUCGACGGCGACGGAAAGACUAUUGUUUUGAGUGAACUGAUCGGUAAAUUGGGUGGUAUUAGUAACAACAUUGGUGAUAUUUCUUCUCAUUCUUCUUGUUACAGUACUCCGUUGAAUUCACCUCCGAAGCUCGGUAGUUUGUCAAUGGUGGAUAAUCAGAUCAGAGGGAAUUUCCCAAUUCCUAGCAGCCAUCAAAUUUCUGUUCCAUUUUCUCCUGACCUAGGUUUUGCAGAGAGAGCUGCUAGGUUUUCAAGCUUCGGCAGCAAUUUUAAUGGGAAUCGGCCAUUUGGGUUGACACCGAAAUUGGAACCCAUUAGUCAAUCUGGCAAGAUUGGUGGAUCUCAAUUUGGAGGAAAAGAGAGAUCAUCAUCUCAGGAUAAGAAAUCAGUUCCAGAAAUUGCAGAAUUUGUUGAUUCCAGGGAAGGAUCUUCUGUUUCUUAUCAGAUCUCUGGUGGUGAAAGUGCCAAUGCCAGAAAAAGGAAAUCAGCUCCCAAAGGAAAAUCAAAGGAUAACAACCAUAACCCAUCACCAUCAUCUGCUCCUUCAAAAGAUGCCAAGGUAUAAAUUCUUGUAAUUUUG